AGCCAGAAUGGAUAUUCUUCUUGUAGUCAUAGCUUCUGUGCCGCUCCUUCUGGGACAAGAAUAUGAAGAAGAACCAGGAUAUGAAGAAAUAUAUGAAGAUUAUCAGGUGGUCUAUUAUACAGUCACUCCAUAUUAUGAUGAGGUAACAAUCAACUUUACCCUUGACUACUCCCUAUUUGAGGCAGAGGAUAGAAUGAAUAAUAAGGAAGAGACUAUAACUGAAGCUGGAGACGGGAAGGUUAACCUUGAGGAAGAACACCCAGACAAUGGCAUGCAGAAGACAACAGAAAAAACCAGUACUCUGUCCACUACACCAAAGGAAAGAUUAUAUACAAAGAACUGGGACCAAAAAGGAAAAGAAGAUGGCCACAAAGAAAGAGAAGGAUCUACUAAAGAGGAGUCUUCAGUUCUGAAUGUUGCUGUGCCCACUCUGCAGCAUCAUCUUCCACUCCUUCUGCCCUGGGUUCUGCUGAGGUGGAUAUUGCUACUUUAGAAGGAGAAAGAAUACUACUAUGACUUCUUUGGGAAGGGGGUCUGGAGUACAGAAAUUGGAAGAGGAAAUAAAUAAUUGAAUCACAAA
Messenger RNA from Gracilinanus agilis (Agile Gracile Mouse Opossum), 580 nucleotides. It is a transcript of the gene C4H1orf54, whose product is annotated as chromosome 4 C1orf54 homolog. Bases 8 to 493 code for a protein of 161 amino acids. The record is from RefSeq and is a predicted model, not a curated record. Lineage: Eukaryota; Metazoa; Chordata; Mammalia; Didelphimorphia; Didelphidae. The transcript has 7 exons.